This is a messenger RNA of Chaetomium globosum CBS 148.51, 489 nucleotides long. RefSeq lists its product as uncharacterized. Bases 1 to 489 code for a protein of 162 amino acids. The transcript is spliced from 5 exons. Gene Ontology annotation, molecular function: glucan endo-1,3-alpha-glucosidase activity. Lineage: Eukaryota; Fungi; Ascomycota; Sordariomycetes; Sordariales; Chaetomiaceae. The record is from RefSeq and is a predicted model, not a curated record.
AUGACAACUGCCGAAGACCUUCUUUACAAAGACUGCCUCAGCGACAAGAAGUACAUGAUGGGUUGGAAUAAAAAUUGGUACUGUUCUAGCGAGUCUCUUUGGCAUGAUCGUUGGCAGCAGGUUUUGGAGGUCAUGCCAGACUUCGUCCAGAUCAUCACCUGGAACGACUUUGGCGAAUCAAGCUACAUUUGUGAUGAAUCAUCGGCACAAGUCGUCAGCGGCGCGGAAUCGUACACCGCUGGGCACUCUCACACUGCGUUUAGGGCGAUUCUACCCUACUUUAUCGCCGCUUUCAAGUCCGGAACAGCCGACAUUGAUUGGCAAGGGGAAAACACCGCUAUCGCCUGGUACCGUACUACCCCAAUCCGUGGCCAGCAACACUCUGGAACAAUUUGGGGCCAGGGCGGCACGGUUUCGGCCAACCACGGUGCCAAAGACGUUAUCUCCGUCAUGGCGGCCUCUCUCAACGCAGUUACGAUUCAUGUCUAG